This is a messenger RNA of Ictalurus furcatus (blue catfish), 2108 nucleotides long. It is a transcript of the gene hoxc12a, whose product is annotated as homeobox C12a. Gene Ontology annotation, molecular function: sequence-specific double-stranded DNA binding; DNA-binding transcription factor activity, RNA polymerase II-specific. Bases 274 to 1101 code for a protein of 275 amino acids. The record is from RefSeq and is a predicted model, not a curated record. NCBI's taxonomy places the organism in Eukaryota, Metazoa, Chordata, Actinopteri, Siluriformes, Ictaluridae. The transcript has 2 exons. Gene Ontology annotation, biological process: regulation of DNA-templated transcription.
CCCGUUUGGAACCUGCAGACAUAGGAAAGUGAAAAACAAGAGUCUACAUUUUAAUACGAAAUUUUAUAGUAUUUUUAAAAAGCAUAUAAAGACCCGUAACACAUAAGUUAAUGUUUUGUUUUGUCUAAAAUAGUCCAAGUGGGUGGUACCUUCUGGAGUUCGAGUAAGCUCCGCCACGUGACGUGGAGAUGACCAAUCGGAUGCAUCUCCAGGUUUAACUACGUUAAAUGUCAGAUUGCAAUAAACUAGAAGCUGUUGGUCAGGCCCGCGGAAAUGGGCGAGCAUAAUCUCCUUAAUCCUGGGUUUGUGGGACCUUUGGUAAACAUCCACACUGGAGAUACGUUUUACUUCCCGAAUUUUAGAGCCUCGGGGGGACAACUGGCGGGGCUACCAUCUCUCUCGUACCCAAGAAGGGACAAUGUGUGCUCCCUCCCGUGGAAUCCAUCGGAGUCGUGCAAUGGAUAUCCUCAGUCUUACUUUGGCAGCCCUCUGUCCAUUAAUCCGUCUUUCAACCGAUCUUGUGCUGAAACAGCCCGACCGGAGGAGAAAUGUUAUUAUGGCGGCAGCGGCGGCAACAGAGAGGCUUGCUCGGACGGCACAGUCAGCCUAAAACGAGAGGAGAGAACAAGGGAGACAUCAGUAUCAUCAGAUCACGGGGUGCACAAUGGGAUGGGCAAUAGUAGUACCUUCAACAAGUAUGACUAUGGCACCGAACAUCUGACCCCAAACCCGCCGUCAUGUCAGUCUCUCGAAUCCGAUUCCAGCUCCUCGUUGCUCAAUGAUGGAGGAAAAAGCACGGCAAGCGAUACACAGACCCUGAUAUCUCCCGCAAAUCACACGAGCAAUAUCUCAACAGGAGGAGGUGCCCCGUGGUAUCCUAUGCACACCCGAACCCGCAAGAAACGAAAGCCCUAUUCUAAAUUGCAACUGGCCGAGCUGGAGGGCGAGUUCAUGCUAAACGAAUUCAUCACUCGGCAACGGCGGAGGGAGUUGUCAGACAGGCUCAGCCUCAGUGACCAACAGGUUAAGAUCUGGUUUCAGAAUCGGAGAAUGAAGAAGAAGAGACUGUUGCUGAGGGAACAGGCCUUAACCUUCUUUUAAGCAGUCGUUUAUUAGUAGCCCCACACCAAUCAUCCACUGUGGAUAAUAUUAAAACAGCUCAGUAUUAUUCUCAAUAGUCUUUAUUUUUAAGGUUUAAUAUUUAUGCAUUUUUGCUUAAUAGCAAAAUGCAUAAGAAAGCAGAAAUUAUUUCAGGGAAGGAGACCAAAUGUUUGCAGGAAAAAAGCUCUGUUGAUAUGACACUUUGUAUUGUAAUAUAGGCUAUGUAUUAAAGUGGAUGCAGUGUUUCUCGUGGUGUCUAGAGAAAAUGUAUGUUAACUUGCGUCGUUUGAAAGAGACGUGCCCUUGGCCACAUUUCCUCUCCACUUCGAAUUGCAAAAUGUUGCAAGUUAUAUUUACUCAAAGUUAAACUGUGAGAUAUUCAAUCAAAGCGAAAGUAUAUGCCUGUAUUUAACUGGCAAUUAAACGUGCUUUGUGAGAUGUACUGUCAAUAAUAUCAGCUAUUUAUUACAUCGUAAAAUUACAAAUAAUCUGCAAUAUCUACUUGCGCAUUGUUCAGAAGUAAUUUUACUCAGUAUUCCAUGAAAACAAAUAGUUAGCGUGGUCUUAAAUGAAGCUCGCUAACGACUGUUGCCCUUUAUAGCCAUGGCACUGCAUAAAAGACCUUAAUUUUCACGAACCUUACUAUUUCAGUGGGCGUAGUCCUUAAUGCUGAUCUUUGCAACUAGGAAGUGGAAGAAACCUAAAAACAGUGUGGAGCGGAAAAUCACGAAAAUCAUGUCUCUCACCAUGUGUUCCCUUGCACGUUCAUGGUCAUGGGCACAAAGUCAUUCAUCUAGAUGAUCAGCAUAUCUGAGAGACUUCAAAACCAUACCGCAGCUGGAAUAUAUUCUGUCAGGUGAUCGAUGCCAUGUUGUCUCUCUCAAGCUCAUUGCUUUUAGGCACGACCUCAAUCAGACUUUGGUCAAGACUGGUAUUAAGACUGGUAUAACUGUGCUGGUAUAAGACUGGUAAUACUGUGUUGGUAUGUCUGUGUAUUUGGUAACACC